Molecule: messenger RNA, 3840 nt
Organism: Oncorhynchus nerka (sockeye salmon)
Lineage: Eukaryota; Metazoa; Chordata; Actinopteri; Salmoniformes; Salmonidae
Exons: 8
Coding region: 1631-3001 (456 amino acids)
Source: RefSeq, a predicted model, not a curated record
CAGUGAUGAAGGGUGGUUGUUUGACCACGCAAUGAGGCAGUGAUCUCUGAGAUCUUGGUUGAUAACAGCAGAGGUGUAUUUGGAGGGAGAGUUGGUUAGGAUGAUAUCUAUGAGGGUGCCCGUGUUUACGGAUUUGGGUUUGUACCUUGUAGGUUCAUUGAUCAUUUGUGUGAGAUUGAGGGCAUCAAGCUUAGAUUGUAGGAUGGCCGGGGUGUUAAGCAUGUCCCAGUUUAGGUCACCUAGCAGCACGAGCUCUAAAGAUAGAUGGGGGGCAAUCAAUUCACAUAUGGUUGCCAGGGCACAGCUGGGGGCAGAGGGUGGUCUAUACGGUGAGAGACUUGUUUCUGGAAAGGUGGAUAUUUUAAAUUAGAAGCUCAAAUUGUUUGGGUACAGACCUGGAUAGUAAGACAGAACUCUGCAGGCUAUCUCUGCAGUAGAUUGCAACACCGCCCCCUUUGGCAGUUCUAUCUUGGCGGAAAAUGUUAUAGUUAGGGAUGGACAUUUCUGAGGUUUUGGUGGUCUUCCUAAGCCAGCAUUCAGACACGGCUAAGACAUCCAGGUUUGCAGAGUGUGCUAAAGCAGUGAAUAAAGCAAACUUAGGGAGGAGGCUUCUAAUGUUAACAUGCAUGAAACCAAGGCUUUUACGGUUACAGAAGUAAAAAAAUGAGAGCACCUGGGGAAUAGGAGUCGAGCUAGGCACUGCAGGUCCUGGAUUAACCUCUACAUCACCAGAGGAACAAAUCAUGUUAUCAUGAUGCCACUUUGAUUGAAAGACAUUGUCAUGGAUGUUGUGUCUAUUCAUUCUUUGUAGUGAUUCACAUGGAACCAAAGCAGGGUAGUGGGAUUUGUUCUACUUUGACUGCUGUGUGUAAAUAAUACAUCCAAAGAGGAGAAGGGUUAGUUUCCUGUUCUGGGGUAAAAUGGAUCACUGGAGCUCAGUGUUUGUAAAGGAUACGACGAGAGCCUAUUGGAAAGUGUAGUAGAGGCUAAUUGGCCACACUUCCUAAGUCAGGAGUGCCUACCAGUCUUUUCCAGUAUUGUCGGUGAAGAGUGUAGAAACAAGUGUGGGAUAUUAUGUCACUCUAUAAAAAACACAUCCAAGCGUUCUGGUAAAUAGUGUGAUAAUUGUUUGUCAGUAAAGUCAGAGUCCCCUGUUCUCACUUUCCUGAUAUUCAUAAAUCUAAAGAGAAGUUAUAUGAUAAUCUGAUCAUCCAUAGUGAUUCCUUCAUAGAGGAUGAUAUCAACCACCUCUAAGUAGUUUCUAAGUAGCAGUGUAAUUAAUCAAGCUAGCAGGCCCCCACCCAAGCACUUCUGCACUUCUGCCACCUGUUAAGGUUUCCAAGCACAACCGGUAGAGUACGGUUUCUCUCCAGUCCCUCGUGCUGACCUAUCACAUUACCCAAUGAAUAUUUCAUCCAUUCCUCCAGUGAUAGGAUCAUUCACCUCCCAGAGACCAGUGGAGUAAACACAACACUAGACAAGGAUUAAUUCCUGAAGUAAGGAGAGUAUCUCUUGGUGGGAUUUGGCAGUUGAUGAGUUCCAUCCAUACUCGAAGCCUAGUAUACCUACUUGUCUACUUGUAAGGUUGAAUCAGGUGGAAUCGGACCACAUCUCUGGAUCUGGAUUCAACAUGUCGCUGAGAGCCACAUCUCACAGCAACCUGCAGUGCCUCUCUUCACCAAAGCCUCUGGCGCUGGACAACGGGAUAUACAAGUCUUUCUCCCUGAGCAGCAGCAAUAUGAAUGGGAACGGGGGAGGUGGCGGGAGGAUAGUGUUUGGGAAGGAGCAGGUGGAGGAGGUGAAGGGGUUCUCUACGCCACACAGGAGGCCUGUGCGGGCCGUCAGACCGGUUAGUGCCCACAGCGUUAACGUCAGCGGAUCCUUCCUACAGAUCAACCAUCUGCAAGGAGAGCUGGUGAGGAAGAGAAAGGAAUGUGAAGACCUAAAGAAGGAAAAUAAGUAUCUAUCCAAUGAGAUCCACAUGGAGCGGAUUAUGAUGCGGACAGAGAAUGAACUCACCAUGAGGAACCUGAGAAACCUUAACCAGGAGCUCCAGGCCCAGGUCAAAGAGCUGAAGCACAAGGUGUACCUGGCCCAGCAGAGGGCGACGUUGUGCACCCGAGUGGCGGAUGAGGCGACCGAUGCGCGGGGCGAGGCAGAGAAGCACAGGGCCCUUGCAGAGGCCCGGGCCCACAGCCUAAGGAAGGACAGAGAACUGACGGAGGCAGACAGGAGCCAACUGAGCGAGGACCUGCUGAAGCUAAAAAAACAGCACCAAGACGCUCAGCUUCUUCUGGCACAAACGGAGAAGAACUAUUUUGAGACAAGGCUGAAGCUAGACAGGAUAUCAGGAGAGAAACAGGCUCUGCUGGAAGAGAACAGAUGUCUGGAGGGGGACAGGGAUGCUCUGAGGCACAAACUCAGACAAGUGAUGGAUGAGAACACAAAAGUCAACGAAAAGGAGGUGAGUUCGAGGCACAGGGCGUUGGUAGCGGAGGAGCAGAGUGAGAAGGACAGCCAGGCGAAGCAGGAAGCUAACCAGGAGAGGCGGCUGGUGGAGAAGGAGAGGCAGGAGCGCACAACCGAGUGUCUCAACUGGAGGGAGAAACAUCAGGCUCUGGCAGACAUCUUCAAAGCCCAGGAGGACCUCAAGUCUCAGAGGCAGAGCAAAGCAUGUCAAGCUACUAUCAAAAGCUUUUUCCUCUGCAUGACAGAAAAUGACCAGAGGGUGAAGAUUCUGAAGAAUCAAGAUGGCACUCCCAGGAACUUCACAGAAGGGGAUCCAAUCUUCAUCUCCACACCAGAGCAUGGGGCUGAGGAUGCUGACAGGAGCUCAUCCAGGAGCAUGUUCAGAGUAUCUGCCCCGCGAGUGGGAAAGGACCUGGGCCCAUCUCACUUUGGUGAUCUGUCUCCCGGCCUGGGAGGGGAGCACGAGGCCGGGCAUCCACGGAGAAGCAGGAAAACGGUGGAAUAUUUCUGGAUCCCAACAGAUGAGGAAUGACGGCAUUACGCACAUUGUUCACUGACGAGUUACAACCCAUUUCAGAAUAGCCUGUUUUGUUUGUUGAUGCUUUUCUAUUUACCAAGGGAAAAAUGGAAUGUGUCGUUUAAAUGUAAAGAAUAGUCAACUUUCAUGAUGCAAAAGAUGAAACUACAAUUAAUCAUGAUCAGCAUGGGAAAGUGGAACGUGAACACCAUUUAUAAAGACAUUUGUAAUAGUUUGAAUUAAAAAGUGCAAAGGACAACAAGUUUCAGUGCUCAAGUAUUGGUCUUUAUUGACAGUUAUGCAAUAGGUGCACAAUAGUCAUUUCUUGAAUACAACAUGAUCAAAAUCUAUUGCUUUCUAAAUACACAUGGCUUGAGAGCACAUUGGCUAAUCUUAUUGGGCAAAGUUAAAAUGGUAUUUCUCAUGAUUUCAUUAAGACUUGAGUUACUGGUCUGUUGAGCCUUUUUUCCUGAUCUACAAGGGGACGACUGAAGCAAGAGCACUUUCUCUAGGUAAUCCUUUAUUCACCAAUAAAGACAGGAUAAAAUUUAUUUGGUUCCAAAAUUUCUGGGUUGAGAAACAAAUCAAAUAUAUCGUUCUACUUUCAUAAACUCAAUAUGCUGGGGAGAAUAUAUUCCUGAACCCCAACUUUGACAAAUUGCAGGCAAAAGAGAUAGGGAACAACAACAUCGAGUUAUCCAAUUCAAGUUAAGUGUAUUUUUCUUACGUUCUUAAACACUAGUGAACCGCAUAAGGGGAGCUCCAUUGGAAGUCCAAUCCAAGGUUGUAUUGUGGAAGUAGACUGCGAUAUUCAUUUCGAAGACUUCUGCAUUUGCUUGGGCUUUCUAGUAUAA